Messenger RNA from Meloidogyne enterolobii, 1240 nucleotides. NCBI's taxonomy places the organism in Eukaryota, Metazoa, Nematoda, Chromadorea, Rhabditida, Meloidogynidae. The record is from the annotation of a GenBank genome assembly.
UCAAAAUUCUUUUAGAAUGACCUUAAGACGUGAGAUCAGAAUGUUAAGCAAUGAUGAGAUGCUAAGUUUUCAACGAGCACUAAACACACUAAAGGGAAAUGGAGAAUUUGGGCGGUUUAAUGAUCAACACAGACAAGUGAGUACAUCAUCAGGUGCCCAUUCUGGUCCUGGCUUUCUUCCUUUUCAUCGAGAGUUUAUCAAACGCUUUGAAAUUGCACUCCGUCUUAUUGAUCCAUCCAUAUCGCUUCCUUACUGGGAUUCCGUGCUUGACUCACAUCUACCAAGACCAAGCGACUCGAUAUUGUUUUCUCAGUUAUUCUUUGGUGAAACAGAUGAUCAAGGUAACGUCAUAAAUGGGCCCUUUGCUAAUGGUUGGACAACAUUGGAGGGGCGGCCACAUAUUUUGAGGCAAUUAGGUACCGAAGGAAGAAUGCUCAGGGAGGCGGACUUGAAUAUAGUCUUUGAACAAACACAAAUUGAACAGGCGCAAAUGAUCCGGUCUUUUACUUUCACCGUAAGAAAUAGAAUUUACCUAUACUUUCAAGCGAAAUCUAAAACUUCGGAGGAAGCACUUAUUUUUAUAUUUUCGGAUUCUUUUGUCGACCUGAUUUGGGAGCUGUGGCGUCAGAUGCGUCAGUCACGUUGGUCUAGAGAGCAAGAAUAUCCGCCUGAUCUGAUCCAAUGUUCAAAUCAACAACAUUUUGCUAAUUCACAGAUGAGGCCUUUUGAUCUCACCAAUCGAGAGGGUCUUUCUAACGCUUAUACAGAUUCUCUCUAUAAAUAUGCAAGGAGACCGAGUUGCAGCCAACAAGUGAAGAUUGGCGGACUUUGCACUGGUUUUGACGGCUUUAAUAUCUGCUGGGGUGGAGUUUGUCAAGCAGGUAUUUGUAUACAUGGAUCACCACCUCCACAAAUUCGGUUGCCACAAUCAAAUAGUUUGUCCCAUAGUGACGGUCAUUCAUUUGCCGAAACUUUUCAAAAUGCGAUUGGUGUUAAACCCCGUACUCAACAACGCCUUGUUCUACGUCAGCAUCAAACAACUUCUAGUGCAAUAAAAGGUCGUUUUAUAAAUGCUACUUCGACCGGAUGUUUCAACGAUGAUCCUUGCUGCUCAGCCUGGGGCCGUUUAGGUGAAUGUGAAGCUAACCCGUCCUUUAUGCUUAAAUAUUGUCGAAGAGCAUGUCGACAAUGCGCAUCAGUAGUUGAGUCUAAAGGCGAGUUCUGUUUUUGGUUGAAAUAA